AUGGGCGACGAACCAGCUCCAGCCACACCAAGCGUGCCGUCGUCCACACCAGCACUUGGUGGUGGUGGUGAUGACUUGGAGGUGCGGCUGCGAAGCAUAUCUGUGCGCCGCCGGUCUGGCCCGGGCACCGGCAGCAGCACCAGCACCAACACCAGCACCAGUAGCGGUAGCAAGAGGCGCACACCUUCACACCACCACCAACAGUACCACCACCACCAACAACAACAACAACAACAACAACAACUGGUUGCCGGGCUUGUGUCCGCCAACAGUGACGGUGUUGAUGCGCAUCUUCUCACCGCGGCGACGGCAUCUGUCCACAAGACGCCGCUCUCUGCGUCUGCAACGGUAGGAUCGACGGCAUCGCCCAUGGCGUCAUCUUCGCCAGGCACAAGCGCGCCUGGCUCCAUGCGGGAGAGCCAGUUUGUGCGGCACCUGCUGUCGCGCAUUGCACACUUGGAGGGAAAGGUGGCGGAGCAGAGCGCAACAAUCGAGACGCUCAACAAGCAGCGAACGGUGCAGGCGACAGAACUGCAGCGGGUGCUGGCGACAUCCGUGCAUCGUCACUCGAGCGCGGUGGCGUCGUUGCAGGGCCAGAAGAGCGCCCAGACCAAGCAGGUUGAGUCCGUGCACAGCGUGUGCUCUAACCUGUAUCGCGAGGUGAUCCAGCUGCGGGAGCACGCGGUGUACGCCAAAGGGCUGAUCGACGCGCUGCAGCAAGACGCACACGCGUGCAUGGAGGCUGAGGCAAGCCUGCACGCGAUUGCGCAGCAGCACGCGGCGUACAUUCAGCGCAUGGACGAGGGCCUACCGAACGGGCUGGCGGACAUGGACACGCGGCAGAAGCAGCAGCUGGACAUCCUGUGCAAGCAGCUGCGCGAUGCCGCAACGACCAAGACGAGCGCCCAGGCAACCAUGGCAGAUGACUUUGACCGCGCGCUCACCCACACGAGCGCCGCCCUCAACAUUGGCCUCUCUGUGGAGAACAUGGGGUCGAGUGUGCUGAAGCAGCUCUCCAGCAUCCUGAGCGGUGGUGGCAGCAGGAACGACCACCACGCUGAUGACGACGACGAUGACGCUGAUGGUGAUAGCGACGCUGCUGUUGAUGACGACGCUGAUGGUGAUAGCGAUGACCAUGCUCACGGUGACAGAGUGCAGGUGGAUGAUAGCGAAGAGGCAGAGGGAGUUGGCGGGAGAGCGAAAACAGUUGAGAAAGACAAUCGACGUACAGAGCAGCACUGUGAGGGCAAGCAGGCAGGGACAGAAGACCAACAGGAACAGGAGGAAGCCUAAGGGAAGGAGAGAAUAAGGGAACGAUGCAUGUGUGCGCUUGUCAUUGGUGCGUGUGUGUGUGUGUGUGUGUGUUUGGCUCUCUUUGCAGUUGCUUCCUCCAAGGUUAGUUCGUAGCUGUUCACAUACACCAGCCAGUGCAGUGAUUGGUGUGACGGUAACGACAACAGUGUACGGGACAGUGAGACACAAUUGAGCAAGGGAGAGCGAGGGACAGGCAGUGACAAGA
Salpingoeca rosetta is the source of this 1519-nucleotide messenger RNA. RefSeq lists its product as uncharacterized. The record is from RefSeq and is a predicted model, not a curated record. NCBI's taxonomy places the organism in Eukaryota, Choanoflagellata, Craspedida, Salpingoecidae. The coding region runs from base 1 to 1293 and encodes 430 amino acids. The transcript has a single exon.